Scomber scombrus (Atlantic mackerel) is the source of this 5800-nucleotide messenger RNA. RefSeq names its product VPS8 subunit of CORVET complex (gene vps8). Gene Ontology annotation, biological process: vesicle-mediated transport; endosomal vesicle fusion; protein targeting to vacuole. The transcript is spliced from 45 exons. Bases 71 to 4291 code for a protein of 1406 amino acids. Lineage: Eukaryota; Metazoa; Chordata; Actinopteri; Scombriformes; Scombridae. Gene Ontology annotation, molecular function: protein binding. The record is from RefSeq and is a predicted model, not a curated record. Gene Ontology annotation, cellular component: CORVET complex; early endosome; late endosome.
CAAGAAUCCGCACAGAGGCGUUUAGGAUACAUGAUAUUCUCUCUCCUCUCCUGCUCAUGUAAACACAGAUAUGUCGGAGUCUCCGGACGCUCGCAGCUUGAUGUCUGCUUCCUCACAGCUCAACCUGAUGGAGGUGGACCCGAUCGAUGAUAAGGAGUUUGACAUUCCCCAAGUGGACACACCUCCCACACUGGAGAGCAUCCUCAAUGAGCUGGAGGAUGAGGAUGAGCGCUUCGUGUUGGAGGAUACCUGUGUGCUGAACACUGACAAUAUUGAUGCUCACUCCUGUGACACCUCCUCUCUUGCCAGCUCUGACAGUGGAGACCCAGCACACCUCAAAAGGAAGAAGAGGACAGUGGAUCUGAAUGCGACAGUUCAUGGAUCUGUUCUUCGACACAGACUGCUGAAGGGCAUCUCUGCACAGAUCGUCUCUGCUGCUGACAAAGUGGAUGCUGGACUGCCAACUGCUAUAACAGUGUCUGGUGUGAUAGCUGUGGGAACAUCUCAUGGUCUGGCUCUGGUCUUUGAUACCAACCAGGCUCUGCGGCUCUGUCUGGGUACCAAGGCAACAGGGGCGGAGUUUGGCGCUGUGUCUGCCCUCACCAUCAACCACGACUGCUCGCGACUUCUCUGCGGGUUUGCCAAAGGACAGAUUACCAUGUGGGAUCUAGCCAGUGGAAAGCUUCUGAGAACUAUCACUGAUGCCCACCCUCCAGGGACAGCAAUACUGCAUGUAAAGUUCACAGAUGACCCGACUCUUGCAGUGUGUAAUGACAGUGGAGGAUCCGUUUUCGAGCUGGCUUUCAGGAGGGUGAUGGGGAUGCGGUCCUGUGACUCUCGAUGUCUCUUCAGUGGUUCUAAAGGGGAAGUCUGCUGUAUUGAACCUUUACGUGCUCCUCCAGACAUCAGAGAUCAUCCUGUCACACACUAUUGUCUGCUGGCUAUGGCCUCUCUCACUAAGAUUCUGGUCAUUGGUCUGAAGCCCUCCCUGAAAGUCUGGAUGACAUUUCCCUACAGUAAGUCUGAUCCAUCCAGCGUUCCACAGCUGGCCUGGCAGUUUGUUCCUGUUCAGAAGACAGUUAAUCCCGUCCUGGCUUUUUGCAAAGGAGAUACAGUCCACUUCCUGCUGGUUAAGAAGGAGGAGAUGGGAACCAUCCAUGUCAUCAAACAAAGACAACUCCACCUCAGCUGUGACAUCAUCAGCCUCAGUUGGAUCAACAGUCGUACUCUGGUCCUGGUAGACAGCCAUGAAAAGCUGCAGGUUGUGGACCGGCCCAGUCAGGAGAUUUUGGAGACUUUGGACCUGGAACAGGUGCAGCUGGUCUACAACAGCCGUCAUUUCAAAUCGCUUGCCACAGGAGGGAAUGUCUCCCAGGCUCUGGCUUUAGUUGGAGAAAAGGCUUGCUACCAGUCCGUCUCCAGCUAUGCAGGACAGAUUGUCUACUUGGGCACCAAGUCGGCUCACAUUAUGACUCUAAGAAACUGGAGAGAGCGUAUUGACUGCCUGCUGAAGCAGGAGUAUUAUGUUGAGGCCCUCUCUCUGGCCUGGUCCUUCCAUGAGGGAACUGCUAAGGCUGUGGUUGGCCUGUUUGGAGAUCCAGUGAAAAGGAAGGGAGUGAUAGGCGACAAGAUGGUAGAGAUUCUGUUGCAUUUUGCAGAGAAUGCUUUGAAAAAAUGUCCAGAACAAGGCAAGAUCCAGGUGAUGGAGCAACAUUUCCAUGAUGUGGUUCCUGUCCUGGUGGAUUACUGCCUGCUGCUACAGAGGACUGACCUGCUCUUCAACCAGCUGUAUGCUCAGCUGGUGGAGAACGUGGUUGCCAAGGGGAUUUUCCUGGAAUCGCUGGAGUCAUACAUUAUCGUGGACCGCCUCGGUCACCUCACAACACCCAUCAUGAAGGACCUGCUGGCCCAUUACCAUGACAACGGUUUGAUGAACAGCCUGGAAAGAUGCAUUGUCCAUCUGGAUGUCACCAACCUGGAUAUACAGCAGGUGAUUCGGGUGUGUUGGGAGAAUCAACUCUAUGAUGCCAUGCUCUACGUGUUCAACAGAGGGAUGAAUGACUACAUUACACCUAUGGAGAAACUCUUUGCAGUGAUUGGCCCACCACUUACAGAGGGAAGGAGCCUAACAGAUGAUGAAGUUGUGAUGGGAAACAAACUUCUGGUGUACAUAAGCUGCUGUCUUGCAGGAAGGGCGUAUCCACUUGGAGACAUUCCUGAAGACCUUGUGGUUCAAGUCAAGAACCAGGUGUUUGACUUCCUGAUCCGUCUCCAUUCAGCUGACUCGUCAGAGGAGGAGCAGGUUUUCCCGUACAUUCACACACUCCUCCACUUUGACACCCGGGAGUUCCUCAACGUGCUUGCGAUGACAUUUGAAGACUUUAAGAAUGACAAGCAGGCCCUCGAGUACCAGCAGAGGACAGUUGACAUCUUACUUCAGGUGAUGGUGGACAAUCCAGACUUUACUCCUUCCCAGGUGGGCGGGCUCUUCACGUUUUUGGCUCGCCAGUUGGCAAAGCCAGAUAACACGCUCUUUGUGAACAGGAAGCUCUUUGAUCAGGUUCUGGAGUUCCUGUGCAGACCAGAUGAUGACUCUCGACACACUGAGAGGCAGCAGGUUUUACUGGAGCUGCUUCACGUUGGGGGUGUGGUCCAGUUUGAUGAAGGAAGGCUGUUGACUUUGGCAGAGAAAGCCAAGUUCUACCAGAUUUGUGAAUUUCUUUAUGAGAAGAAACAUCUGUAUGACAGGAUCAUUGACUGCUACCUGAGAGACCCCCUCAGAAAGUGGGAGAUCUACAGUUACAUCCAUAACCUUCUGUCCAUGCCGGGCUACAGUCCUGAGGAGAAACAGACAGUUAAAGAAAAAGCAAUAGAGCACAUGCAGGAGCUAAUGACCCUUGACCCCACUAAGGCAGCUGACCUGGUAGUGGUUCACUUCACUGAGGAGGUGCAGCAACUUAUCUCUGAGACUCAGGAUGACGAGCUUCUUUUCAAGUUCCUCAGCUGCCUCCUGGUGACAAGGGAAAGCCAUCACUCAGAUAUCCUCCUGCCUCUGGAACGUGACCUCCAUGAGCUAUUGCUGGACUUAAUGUGCCGCUUUGCACCUGAGCAGCUUGUGAGCUUCCUCCAAACCUCCCAGCACUACAGACUGGAGGAGGCCAUACAGAUAACACAGAAAUACCACCAGAGCGAGGCUACAGCCUACCUGCUGGAGCAGAAGGGAGAUGUUCAUGGAGCUUUUACUGUGUUGUUGGAGACAUUAAAGGAAAAGCUGUGUCUCCUUACUGCUGAGGCGAACAGAGAAAGUGAAGGAGGGCUUGGAACACAAGAGGAAGAGGAGGAGAAAGCGAGUAAAUCAACACUGACGAGUGUAGAGGAUUCACUGAAUUAUAUCAUCGUCUUGUGUCAUCAAAGCUCUCAAAACCUGGACCAGCCACAGAGAGAGGGUCUAUGGUUUCCACUACUAGAGACCAUGAUGGCUCCUCAAAAACAAGUGAAGGGGCUCAAUACCAAACACACCUCUGAGGUGUUGAAGGAGCUGACAAUGAAAGUCCUGAACAGUAUGAGCAGCUUUAUUUCACUGCCUGCCAUCAUACAGAGAAUACUGCAGGAUCCAGUCUAUGGGAGAGGAAAACUGGCAGAGAUCCAAGGCCUCAUUCUGGGCAUGCUGGACACUUUUAACUAUGAACAGACUUUACUUGAAACAACCACCAAUCUGUUGAACCAUGACCUCCACUGGUCCCUGGCUCACCUGCGUGCUGCUGUGACAAGAGGACUCCACCCACGACAAGACUACUGUAACAUCUGCCUACAGCAGUACAAGAGGAGGCAGGACUCAGCUGAUGAGAUCAUUGUGUUCAGCUGUGGACACCCAUACCACUUCCAGUGCCUGCAGCAGAAGGAUUAUGGGUGGGGUCUUGCUCCAGAGCUGCAGCAGCGGUGGAGCUGCUACAAGUGUUCUUCUAGCCAGGGAGGAAGAGGCGGAGCCACCACCAAACCAAAGAGAGGCUUCAGCACAUCUCUGGCACAGACUUGUGUUACAUCAGUGCAUCAUGAUGCAGGAGCUGAGGCUCACAGGAAAAAGGUGUUAGUUGAGACAACAUUGGACCUUCAGCAGGAGCAGUCCUGGAAUCAGCUGCGCUGUUUAUACAGAGGACCAUCCAGGUUGUCCAUCCUUUCAGAGCUGACCCACAGCCACAGCAAUGAGAAGACAGGACUUCUAAUCACAGCUCAACCAGGCACAGAAAGUUCUCAACUUAAACUUUCUCCUCCACCUCUGUUGGAAGAGUAGGAUGACAGACAUGAGUCAAGUGGGGUUGGUUAAAGACUGGACAUUGUGUUGUGUUUUUUAAAUGAUUUGCUGCACUACCUUAACAAUUCAACAUCAGUAUGGAUUAUAAUUUUCUGCUUUUAUGUUGUGAGACAUUUGAUGCUUUAUCAUUUUCGUCAAAUGUUUAAAACUUCCUUGCUGAGUGCUUGAGUUCUGUUCAUAACUCUGAAUGUAACUUUAAUGUUUUUUUCACUACAUCUGAUUAAAUCACAUUGCUUUUGUUUGCGUCAUGGUGGGACUGGGAUGUCUAAAGGUGGAUCCUGACCGAAGUGGAAAGAAUGCUGAAAGAUUUGGGAAAGGGAAAUGUGAUAAGACCUGGAAGUGAUGCUGAAUGUUUGUUUACAGCAGGAAAGAGGACAUUAUACUUCUGUCUCAAAAAUAUGAAACAGUGAUCCUUCUUUCAUGAAAUAGUUAUACUUUGAACAUUUCACAAUAUGCUUGUCAGCCUCUAGCUGACCCUGAUAAAUGACCUUUGUUGACUAAAUUCAGUAUGUGUUAGAUGUAUCUUAUCAUGUUGGAAUUGUAUUAAUUAUUAUGGUAUUAAUUAUUGUAUUAAUGAAGUUUAUGAUUUGGCUGUUGCCACUCAUUGCAAAACAGAAAAGAAUUGGAUAAAUCAUCUUGUUGUGAUUUUUUUUUUCUCCAAUCUAAUAAUUAGGAGAAAAGUCAACUUUGAAGUAAAUGAAUCUCACAAUAACUACAUUAUAUUACUACAUUACUGUGGGCAAGCCCACUGUGGAUUGGACAUGGCUGGUGUGUAGAAUGAUCAAUGAUCAGAAAAGGUUUUAGAAAAUGUUUCAGAAUGUUUCAAAACCCUUCUUUUUAUUUCUCUUGUUUCCCCCAAAAACAGUGUAAAGAUAGUGUUUUCUAACCAGAUUCAACCCAAAAUCAUCAAAAGCAAUAAUUCUAGAAGAACUUUCAGGAAAGAUAAAUGGAAGCUUUUCUCUUUAUAUUUGUCUUUCUUUUUUCAUUGUUUCUGGGUGAAAAACUUCUGGGCACUUCUUAAAAGAACAUCCACAUCUCUGGUGUAAAUUACUGUUACUCACAAUGAUCAAAAAAUGAUUCAGAAAAGUAAAACAAAGACUCAUUCUCAUCAUAUUUCUACUGUUCUCAGUCUAUGAUGUAAAAACUGCUCUGGGAGCUUCUUAUAAGAAAAACAGCUUUCCACUUCUGUUUUCUCAUCAGAUCCUGCUCAAAAUCAUCAAUAACAGGUAUGAAACUGCAUGCUAAUUAUGCAUGUCAUACAUCAAUAAAAUAUUAUCUUCCAUAAUAGCAAAGAGGUUAAAAUAAAUAUUGUCUAACAUAACAGAGACUAGUGUGGGUGUUCUAACUGGUACUUAGCUGAUAAUAUAAGGCAUACUUCAAAUAUUAUUGAUUAUUGUCAAAAUAAAUUCAUUUUAAAAAUUGUUUUUGGUAACAUUCAAUGCACAAAAAUAUUCCAUAGGGUACUUUGGCCCUUUAUUUUUUUUAAAC